UCUGGGAUUGAGGAGAUAGGAACGCUGCACUGGGAUCUGGUCCUCUGUCUGUUGCUGGCCUGGGUUCUCUGUUAUUUCUGCAUUUGGAAAGGCGUCAAAUCCACCGGCAAGGUGGUGUACUUCACUGCGACCUUCCCAUAUGUUAUGCUGCUGAUUUUACUGAUCCGAGGGGUAACCCUGCCAGGAGCAUCCCGUGGGAUCAAGUACUACCUUUAUCCCGACCUGGGGCGAUUAGCAGACCCGCAGGUGUGGAUGGACGCAGGCACGCAGAUCUUCUUCUCGUAUGCCAUCUGUUUAGGUUGCCUCACUGCACUCGGAAGCUACAAUAAAUACAACAACAACUGCUACAGGGAUUCUCUGGCCCUGUGUUUCUUAAACAGUGGAACCAGUUUUGUCGCAGGUUUUGCCAUCUUCUCGAUUCUCGGCUUCAUGUCUUACGAACAGAACGUCCCGAUCUCAGAAGUGGCCGAGUCUGGUCCUGGUUUGGCGUUCAUUGCGUAUCCGCGAGCAGUGUCCAUGAUGCCCGUCUCUCCGCUGUGGGCCUGUUUCUUCUUCAUCAUGAUUGUUCUGCUGGGCUUGGACAGUCAGUUCGUGUGUGUGGAGAGUCUGGUCACAGCUACGGUGGACAUGUACCCCACUUUCUUUCGUCGGAAGAACCGCAGAGAGCUGCUGAUCCUCGUCGUGGCCGUCGUGUCCUUCCUCGUGGGUCUCAUCAUGCUCACAGAGGGUGGAAUGUAUGUCUUCCAGCUGUUUGAUUACUACGCUGCCAGUGGGAUGUGUUUGCUGUUCGUUGCUAUUUUUGAGACGGUGUGCAUCGCUUGGAUAUACGGUGCUAAUCGGUUCUAUGACAAUAUCGAGGACAUGAUUGGUUACCGUCCCGGGCCGUAUAUUAAAUACUGCUGGCUCUUUUUCACCCCAGCCACGUGUUUUGGUACGUUUGCGUUCUCGCUGAUCAAGUACACUCCUCUGAAGUAUAAUAACGAGUAUGUGUACCCGUGGUGGGGGUACGCUCUGGGCUGGCUCCUGGCGCUCUCCUCCAUGCUCUGCAUCCCGCUCUGGGUCGUUUCUAAACUGAGCACAGCCAAAGGUUCACUGAGAGAGCGUUUCCAGAAGCUCAUCACUCCCUCGCAGGACCUGCCCAAAACCAGACGAGAGCAGGAGAAGCUUCAGGCCAUCUUCACAGCCGACGGGGACGCUCUGCGCUCCACCAAAGAUGGGUACAUCCCUGUCAGCGAGAAGGAGUCGCACUGUUAG
Messenger RNA from Carassius auratus (goldfish), 1254 nucleotides. Its product is annotated as sodium- and chloride-dependent GABA transporter 2-like. Gene Ontology annotation, biological process: amino acid transport; nitrogen compound transport; sodium ion transmembrane transport. Lineage: Eukaryota; Metazoa; Chordata; Actinopteri; Cypriniformes; Cyprinidae. Gene Ontology annotation, cellular component: plasma membrane; cell projection. The transcript has 10 exons. The coding region runs from base 145 to 1254 and encodes 369 amino acids. Gene Ontology annotation, molecular function: gamma-aminobutyric acid:sodium:chloride symporter activity. The record is from RefSeq and is a predicted model, not a curated record.